AUGUCUUUGCGCCGCUGGGCACGGCCGAUGGCCCGACUCGGACGGACCCGCGCCGUUGCACCCCGACGCAUGCGGCAGUUCUCGUCCUUCCAGAGAGAUAUCGAUGACCAGCGAAGAGGCCCGACGCGCUACUGGCUCCGCAUGGCGCUGCUAGGGCUCAUAGUGGGCUCGUCCGGGGCGCUCCUGGGCUCGGACGACCGCCAGCGCGCGGCCCGCGCAGUGCUUUCGCUCGGACGCAUCUUGGCAGAAAUCGCAUACGAUCAGGGAGAUCACAGUAGCGAAGAUGCAAAAGAGGCAGCGUCGGCGGAGGAUCGCAUCGCGUCCAUUUUGGCGACGAUGGCCCAAGAGCAGACGUUCCGGCAGGCACUCGUAGCGCACGGCGGCGUCCAAGUGCUGCUAAAGGCGCUGCCGCACGCAAAUGACCUCGUUCUUCGCAAUCGCAUCCUAGCUGCGAUUGCCUCGGUCGCCACGACGCCAGGCACCGACGCCGCACUGGCCGACCUCGAGACCACGUCGCACCUCUUACUGCAUCUCCCUGCCGCCGACAUUCCUCUGCUCGACCGGCUCAAGAUCGAUAUGGCGCUCAAGCAUGCGUACGAUGCGCCCAGCCGUGCCGCCAUUUCGGUGCCCACCGACGUUGUGCCCACCGUACAUCGCCUGGCGUCGGCCGCCAUGCUGGCCAAAGCCACUGGCGAUGAGCGCAAGUUUGCGCUUCAGUCGCUCACGUCGCUCUUGCUGGCUGCAGAGAGCCAGAGUGCGUCGGCUGCGCUCGACACGGCGCUGCGCACGCUCCUGAGCAACGCGCAGCUGCUCGCAACACUGCGCCAGCUCUCUGUGACGCCGUCGCCGCUCCAAGGUCCCGCCGCGACCCUCCUUGUGGCGCUUUACCGCCUUAGCGGCCUCUGCGGCAUCUCGUUGCAAGCGCCAUCGACGUGGCACGCGCAGUUUGUCUCGUGGGCGUACGCGGACGCGCCGGCCGUGCACGUCGCGGCCGCCGAAGCCUGGCACCUCAUCGCCAAGCAGUCGCCCGACGUGCUCCUGUCGUCCAAGGCCGCGCAGGACGCGCUUUUGCAGCUCGCGCGCGCCACGUUUACGCCGUCGAGCCGUACGCCGAGCGUUCAGAUGCACAUUUGCGCGAUUCUCUCGGCGCUCGGCGACCGCUUCACGGACGGUUUUGACACGACGAUGGCGACGCCCAUGUCGCGCGUGUUUCGCGACGCCGACGUCCCGGACGCUGCCGAGCUGGACGCGACGCCGGUCUUUGGCUGGGUCGACGUGCUCACACAGUGGUCCUUCCACGGCACGUCAGCGGUCCGUCACCACGCGAUCCAGAGUCUCUCGCACCUCGCGCUGCGUCAAGACGCGUCGCACCGUGUGUUGCAGGCGUGGAUGCUCGGACUUCUCCGCGAGCUCUUUGCGGCGCCCGACAUGGUGGCCGAGGAGCGCCGUGCCGUCCACGAAGUCGAAGUGCUCGCCAACAUGACGUCCGAGACAACGCCGGGGCACGUCAACGUGUCAUACAAUGACGAAGUGCUUGAGGCGGGCAUGGCGGCGAUGGCGAUUCUCGCGGAAAAGCACGCGCCCGACUUCAUCUGGAAGGGCGGCGUCGACCUUCUCUCGCUCGUGGCGGUGACGUCGCCGCCCGCGAUCAAGGCGCAGUGCGCGCGUAUCUUGGCCAACCUCGCCACGUACCCUUGGCAGCCACAGGACUUGGAGCGCGACGUUCAGCGUAUCCUCGUCCAGGAAGCCACGGGCGGCUCGCUCUUCUUUGACGAGAUCUGCCACUGGCGCGACGAGCCCAACGUCAACAUUCGUUCGAGCUACUACCGCGCCGCGACGAACCUCGCGGCGCUCCAAGCCUCCUCCGCUUCGGAAGAGGAUGAUUCACCGCCGACCGUGUACCGUGAAGGGAUUCACCCGAUCGUCGCGCAGUCGUCGGCGUCGUCGACAACCAUGCCGCCCGUCGACGUUGUGUUUGUCCACGGCCUGCGCGGCCAUCCGUUCGGUACGUGGCGCUCGGACAUGGCGUCCACCGACAUGGUCAACAGCCCAAUCUGGCCCGAAGCGCUGCUGGCACCGGACCUCUCGCCCGACUCUCGCCUCGUAACCUUGGGCUACGAGGCGGGCAUGGUGACGUGGAGCUCGCCGUGGCCGUCACUGACGCUGCCACAGCGUGCGCAGAUCAUGCUGGAGGCGCUGGAAGCGGCGCGCAUCGGUCGCGCGGACGGGCCGCCCGUGAUUUUUGUGACGCACUCGAUGGGCGGGCUACUCGUGAAGGAGAUGCUCGUGCUUGCCAAGGCACAGGAGCGGUCGCUUGCGUCGCGCACGGCGGGCGUUGUCUUCAUGGCGGUGCCCCACUUUGGCGCCAAUGUGAGCUCCAAUGUCAACGCGCGGGCGAUCCGCGCGCUCAUCCAGGCCCACCCGGCGACCAAAGAUCUCUCGGCGAACGCGCCCCACUUGCUCGCGCUGCACAAGGCAUACCAGGCGCUUCAGAUCCCAUCACUAAGCUUGGGCGAAGGCCAGCCCGCGCCGCUCGCGCUCGGCGUGCGGUCGAUGGUCGUCUUGCCCGACUCGGCCAACCCAGGAGGCCCGCUGGAUGCGUUUCACCUCCUCUCGAGCACGGACCACAUGGACAUUUGCAAGCCGCAGACCGUCGACGACCCGCGCUAUCGGCUCGUGAUUGACUUCCUGCGCGCAUGCGUCGCAUAA
Messenger RNA from Saprolegnia diclina VS20, 2709 nucleotides. RefSeq lists its product as hypothetical. Lineage: Eukaryota; Oomycota; Saprolegniomycetes; Saprolegniales; Saprolegniaceae. The coding region runs from base 1 to 2709 and encodes 902 amino acids. The record is from RefSeq and is a predicted model, not a curated record. The transcript has 12 exons.